Molecule: messenger RNA, 180 nt
Organism: Trichomonas vaginalis G3
Lineage: Eukaryota; Parabasalia; Trichomonadida; Trichomonadidae
Exons: 1
Coding region: 1-180 (59 amino acids)
Source: RefSeq, a predicted model, not a curated record
AUGGCAAUGACUCUCGUAAAUAAUAAUGCAUUUGAUAAUGAAUUGCUUCCACCAGGAGAGAUGCAAGUUCAAGCAUUGAAAACACCUACACAAGUAUUAAUGAGUCCAACAUUAUUAAUUGAUACAUCGCAAAAAAUUUGCUUAGCCAUGACUCCUGAUGAAUUUGUUAAUUCAUAUUAA